UAAUAAUGUUGUGGUGGGGUUAUUGACUGACGUCUCUUAGUGGUCGGUGUAAAUUAACGUUUUAUAGUGUUUAUAUAUAGGGAGGUAUUUUUUUAAACUGAUGACAAUUAAAAGAUGGAUUGCGUAUUAAAAAAGACAAUGUCAAGCAAUAAUUCUAUGGCUCCUGCAAAAAUCCGUGGACCCGGUAGACCUCCCAAAAAGACAGUAUCUUGUACUUGGUGCAACGAAGGAAAACAACCCCUCAAAUAUGUGCUACCCACUACAAGCGGUAAAAAGGAAUUCUGUUCCGAGACAUGCUUGGCAGAAUUCAGAAAAGCUUACAUGAAGGGUGCCUGCCUAAACUGCGACAAUGUCAUUCGAGCAAACAGCAGUGGAAACAAGGAUUACUGUUCAACUUAUUGUAUGAAUAAGCAUCAAAAGAAGUCUGAGGUAAACAGUAAAAUUGCUUCUGUAGCUCCUACUACAGCAGGCCAUUUCAUUGAAAGUUCUUUUGAUACGUUUCAGUAUGAAACCUAUCAGGCGUUUAACUGGGAUGAAUAUUUGAAGCAGACAAAUAGUUCUCCUGCACCUCUUGAUUGUUUCAAACAAGCAGUGAAUCCCCCACAGAAUGAUUUCAAAGUGGGAAUGAAACUGGAAGCAUUGGAUCCCCGCAAUGUAACUUCUACUUGCAUAGCCACUGUGAUUAGUGUCUUAGGACCAAGACUUCGUUUAAGAUUAGAUGGUAGUGACAAUAAGAAUGAUUUUUGGAGAUUGGUGGAUUCAAGUGAAAUUCAUCCAAUCGGUCAUUGUGAAAAGUCUGGGGGCAUGCUGCAGCCACCUCUUGGGUUCAGAAUGAAUGCAAGUUCAUGGCCAAUGUUUUUGUUGAAAACAUUGAACGGGGCUGAAAUGGCCCCUUCAAAGAUAUUCCAGUCGGAACCCUCCGGUCCCAGGACGAAUCUUUUCCAAGUGGGGCAAAAAUUGGAGGCCGUAGAUAAGAAAAAUCCUCAGCUGAUUUGCUGUGCAACAGUUGGAGCCAUCAAGCAAGAUCAAAUUCACGUCACAUUCGACGGUUGGAGGGGCGCCUUCGACUACUGGUGCCGCUACGACAGUCGCGACAUAUUUCCUGUAGGCUGGUCGGCAAAAAGCGGUCACCCUUUACAACCACCGGGUCAGAAAAACAGCACAGGUUCUAACAGAUUCAAGAUACGCACCUUCUCCCUGCCCUCGACGACUACUCCCGCCUCUGCCACGACUAAUAACACAGUGAGUACAACGAUUGAUGUCCAGUCUCCAGAAGCGGACACAUCAGCCCCACCUCCGCCUCCGAUCGUGGUUCAUCUACGCAAGAGUUGCAUGGGAGGACCUUUGAUAGACUCUUCUCUGUUGCCAUUGAUAAUAGAAGACACCAGUCCCGUCGAUUUGGCCAAGAAGCUUGUCGUUGAAUUGCUGGGGGCUUCUAAUAAGCCGGACGUUGUCCUAGCACGAUUGGGCAGUCUCCAGGGCGAAGAGAUGGUAGUUACGCACGAGGGUACUUCGUAUACCAUUAAAUUACCGGGUUUGCAAAAGGCAAGCGACCUGGAAGGUGUUUUUACCGCUUUAGUGACGAGUUUGGGAUGCUGUUCGCAACUUUUUGCUCUAGAACAUAUAAAAAGGGAGUGUGUGAUGUGUGACAACAGGCCGCCUCCUACAAAGCGCAAGACGCCGGCAGAACAAGAAGCUGCCACGUCUACCACCCCUACUGACACCCCUCUAAGCGAUUCACCAGUGUCGUCGCUAAAUAAGACUCCGCCACAAGAAUGGGGCAUCGAGGAGGUGAUUCAGUUUAUCGAAUCCGCAGAUCCCUGUCUUGGAGUCCACGCAGAUCUCUUCAGGAAACACGAAAUUGAUGGAAAAGCACUCUUGCUUCUCACACCCGAUACCAUGAUGAGGUACAUGGGUCUGAAAUUGGGCCCUGCUUUGAAAAUUUGCAACCUGGUGCAACGGAUUAAAGGUAGACGACAUUCGAUGUAGUUUUUUGUUAAUAAGACGUAAGAAAACGGGGCCGUACUUUACUCUUAUGGCGCGUAUGGGGAUCUGAAAUGUGGU
Molecule: messenger RNA, 2064 nt
Organism: Agrilus planipennis (emerald ash borer)
Lineage: Eukaryota; Metazoa; Arthropoda; Insecta; Coleoptera; Buprestidae
Product: polycomb protein Scm
Exons: 7
Coding region: 115-1989 (624 amino acids)
Biological process (GO): regulation of DNA-templated transcription
Cellular component (GO): nucleus
Molecular function (GO): zinc ion binding; protein binding
Source: RefSeq, a predicted model, not a curated record